Molecule: messenger RNA, 774 nt
Organism: Symbiodinium necroappetens
Lineage: Eukaryota; Dinophyceae; Suessiales; Symbiodiniaceae
Source: the annotation of a GenBank genome assembly
AUGGAGCCUUUUGUGAUGAUGAAGCGCGGCAGCAUGUUGCCGGCAUCGGUUGUGGAGGAGAUCCUGACCUCCGCCGCCGCCGCGAGUGCAGAGGCACCCAAUCGAGCCCUCAAGCGACGCGUCCGUCAAAGGCUGCACAAGAAGCUCGGGUCCAUGUUAACCUCCGAGGAGUUUGAGAAAGCUAUCGACCGCUACAAGGUCCUGGAAGAGGAGCAAACCGGAGAGGCCUCUGGGGCUUCGGCUUCGCCCUGCGCAUCGUUGCCGACACCAUGCCAGGGAAGUUCUUCUCCGGGCAUGUCUCAAGGCAACUCAGCGUGUCCAACGAACCCGGCGAGCAGCACUUCUCCGACGUUCAUCGCGGUGCCGAUGAUGAUGCCCAUGACCACCAUGCAGAUGCAAGUUCAGCAGCCCCGACGCUUCCUGCCCACAGCUCCUUCUCAGCCUUUGCAGUUGCAGAUGAGGCCCAUGCAUCCCCUGAUGCAGAGCUCCCAGCCUGGUCCUGCACCAGUGCUGCAGACUCCCGGUAUCCAGGCCGUCUCAGACCAGAGCACGGUGGCCCCAAAGGCGCAGAAUGGGCCUCAUGAGAGAUCAGAGAGCACCUCGCAGACUACCGAGUCGGCUAUUGAUGACGACGACCUAGAGAGCAUCAGCGAGCUGAGCACGGAGUGGGCUCGGGCAGUUUCCUACGGUUCUUCGGUGUGUCCGGUGGAGCGGACCUUCAUCCAGUUCCACACUCGCAUAGCUGGAAGGCACCGACGAUCGAGGUCCGUCUAG